AUUGAUCAGUCUUACUUAAAUCUUCGUUUUGCAAACUCAAUUUUAAUACUUUCUGCUUUUGAGUGUGGAGAGUCUGCAGAAAAAUAUGGAUAUUGAGGGGAAAAACGUUGUUUACAUUGGAGGUUGUGGUGGAAUUGGUUCUACGUUGUGUAAACUUUUUGCACAAAAGAAAGUUGCAAACCUCGCAAUGUUGGAUUUAGAGGAGAAUGUCAAUCUUGUGAACGAUAUCAAACUCAACAAUCCAAUGACGAUUGUGUUCUUUUUGGAAAUUGAUCUACGAUCUAAGGAAAACAUUUCUGAAUGUCUCAAUAAAGUCGUAUCUAGAAUUGGACAUAUUGACAUUUUGGUCAAUGGAAGUGGAUUAUUUAACGAAAUGGAUGCCGAUUUAACUAUUGGAGUAAAUUUGUUGGGAGUUAUAAACACAACCUCAAUAGCAAUGAAUUUAAUGGACACAUUAGAGGAUAACCAUGAUGGAUGGACGGUUGUAAAUAUUGCAUCUGUCGCCGGUCUUAAUCCUAUAAAGACAUCACCAAUUUAUAGUGCAUCGAAGGCAGGGCUUAUUGCCUUCACAAGAUCAAUGGCAGAACAAUCUGAAUUGAAACAAAGUGGUAUUUCAUUUAUUACAAUUUGCCCUGGAUUAACAAAAACCAAUCUGCUGGAUCAAUUUACCUCAGAAAAUAAGGGUCAUUUUGCAAAAUUAACCACUCAACUUUUUAGUGUCACAAGAAAACAGACCAAAAAUGAAUGUGCUCAAAGUAUUAUGAAAGCAAUUGAAUUGAAUAAAAAUGGCGCUGUUUAUAUGUGCGAUGUUGGUGAAAUUGAAGAAAUCAAAAUUCCGGAGUUUUGGAUACCUAAAAUCGUAAAUAAUAUUUAAUUAUUUUUUAAGAAUAUUGAUUUAUAUUUAGGGUUUUGGAUUAAUAAAAUUAAAACUCUUUUUGUGUACAGGUAUUAUA
Eupeodes corollae is the source of this 953-nucleotide messenger RNA. RefSeq names its product alcohol dehydrogenase 1-like. The record is from RefSeq and is a predicted model, not a curated record. NCBI's taxonomy places the organism in Eukaryota, Metazoa, Arthropoda, Insecta, Diptera, Syrphidae. Bases 86 to 874 code for a protein of 262 amino acids. Gene Ontology annotation, molecular function: alcohol dehydrogenase (NAD+) activity. Gene Ontology annotation, cellular component: cytoplasm. The transcript is spliced from 4 exons.